AGGACGCCGAUGAUGCCAGCAUUCCCAUCUCCCACAUUGAUGAUGUUCUCGACAUGGUGGAUGUGCUGGUGGAGGGCAGCGAAGGCUUGGAUGAGGAGAUUGGCUUCGUACUGAAUGAAGACAUGAUCCUUCUCACGUUCCCGUUCAGUGCCGUGGUCCCCGCCGCCCUGGAGGCCAGGAAUAAGCUGCUCCUUGGAACAGAAAGCGAAGCAGGAGAGAGCAUCAUGGCAUAUCUGACCAGGGUUCUCACAGACCUGCUCCACACCCAGAGAGACCCGCUGGCCCUGUGUCUUCUGCUUCAGUCUUACGACCAGUUGGAGCCUCCGAGCCUGCCUUGCCGCCGCCAGCUGUCCCAGUUCAACAGAUACUACAGCCUCUGGAUCCCGGAGCCAGCCCGCAAGGCCCCGGUGAGCCGCGGCGACCCUGUGGAAACCAGGCCUUCCUUUCCCUGGGAAACCCCAGAGGCCCCUGCCCAUGGGCCGCAGCAGCCUGUACCGCAGCUGUGUAGCUCACGGGGUGAACUUUCUUCACCUUCUCAUUUUCCUUGGUUGGAAGAGGAAGCACAGUGGUGGUCAGCUGACGUGUCGAGAUUCAGAGGGGCUCAGUG
This is a messenger RNA of Odocoileus virginianus texanus, 607 nucleotides long. The record is from RefSeq and is a predicted model, not a curated record. NCBI's taxonomy places the organism in Eukaryota, Metazoa, Chordata, Mammalia, Artiodactyla, Cervidae.